Molecule: messenger RNA, 978 nt
Organism: Penicillium riverlandense
Lineage: Eukaryota; Fungi; Ascomycota; Eurotiomycetes; Eurotiales; Aspergillaceae
Product: aldo/keto reductase
Exons: 5
Coding region: 1-978 (325 amino acids)
Source: RefSeq, a predicted model, not a curated record
AUGAGUAUGGGAUCGCCCGAAUGGGGGUCAUGGAUUCUAGAUGAGGAAAAGUUGUUAAUGAAUGAGUGCAAGGCCCUUCCACUGUUGAAAUCCGCCUUUGAUCGAGGACUGAACACUUGGGACACAGCGAAUAACUACUCCAACGGCAAGUCGGAAGAGAUUAUUGGAAAGGCUAUCAAGCAAUAUAAUAUCCCAAGGCACAAACUCGUCAUCCUUACCAAGUGCUGGGCACCAGUUAGCGAACAUGACAACAUGUAUGUUGUCCCAUUUGCAGAGGAAAUGCGCCAGGACAAGGAUUAUGUCAAUCAAUUUGGCCUUUCUCGACAGGCUAUCUUCCACGCAGUAAACGCCUCCCUCAAACGCCUGGGUCUCGACUAUAUUGAUGUCUUUCAAAUCCAUCGCUUUGACCCAUUCACCCCCAUCGAAGAGACAAUGGAGGCUCUGCAUGACCUCGUGCAGAGUGGCAAGGUUCGCUACAUUGGAGCCAGCUCGAUGAGGACUUAUCAAUUUGCGAUGAUGCAGUUUUGUGCUGAGAAGCACAAUUGGACAAAAUUCAUUUCAAUGCAAAACCAGUACAGUCUCACCUACCGCGAGGAGGAACGUGAAAUGAACCGCUUUUGCAACGAAACCGGAGUUGGUCUCAUUCCGUGGAGUCCGCUUGAUGCAGGACGACUAGCUCGUCCCGUUGCGCAAGUUGGUACCACCGCUCGUUUGGAGAAUGUCAAGCCGAGUGAUAUACCAAAGGCAGACGUGGCCAUUAUUAAUCGCGUGGAGGAGCUGGCCAAGAGGAAGAACUGGUCCAUGAGUCAGGUGGCAUUGGCUUGGAUAAAUAGACGUGUUGCUAGUCCCAUAGUUGGCUUUAGUUCUGUGGAGAGGAUUGACCAGGCUUCGAGUUACGAGGAUCGGCUCCUGACGGAGGAUGAAGAGAGGUACCUUGAGGAGCCGUACUUGCCCAAAGCAGUGGGUGGUCAUGAUUGA